Molecule: messenger RNA, 2058 nt
Organism: Gracilinanus agilis (Agile Gracile Mouse Opossum)
Lineage: Eukaryota; Metazoa; Chordata; Mammalia; Didelphimorphia; Didelphidae
Gene: TYSND1
Product: trypsin like peroxisomal matrix peptidase 1
Exons: 4
Coding region: 38-1750 (570 amino acids)
Biological process (GO): regulation of fatty acid beta-oxidation; protein processing
Cellular component (GO): peroxisome
Molecular function (GO): serine-type endopeptidase activity
Source: RefSeq, a predicted model, not a curated record
CGGGGGUCGUGGAGGCUAAUUGCUAGCGUCCCUGGCCAUGGGGCGGCGCUGGGGCCCGGCGAUGGCGGCCAGUGAGCGGGCGGGCUGCGUGGUGAGCGCCCGUGGCGCCGGGGCUGAGGCCGAGGGCCCGUGGAGCUGUAGCGGGGUGCUGCUGAACCGGCGCACCGGGCUCGUGCUGUGCCACGGCGGCAUCGUGGCGCCCUUCUUGCGAGCCGGCGUCGGGGCGCUGCAGCCGGGGGCCGGGCCAUCCUUCCUGGGCGCUGACAGCUGCCGCGACGACCUGCGGCUGCACGUGCAGUGGGGACCCGGCCGCGGGCCGGGGGCGCGUGCCGAGCCGCGGGGCGCGCUGUGCACACCGCCCUGCAGCGCCCAGCCCGCGCCUCGCGCCCCUGCGUGUGCCCGCCUGCUGCUGCUUGCCUGUUGCCCUGCCUUCCGCGCCAGUUUCGCACGCCUCUUUGGCGGCGACGUGCCCGAACAGUGGCGCUUCGCGGGCGGCGGCCCCGAGCCUCCUGAGGAUGAGGCCUCGGCCUCGGGGUCCGACGAUGGGCCGCUACUGGCGGCGCUCGGCUGGUUCGCACUGCUGCGCCUGGAGGACUGCACAGCGGAGGAGGCUGUGGGGAGUCCCCGGCUGUCGGUAGUCCCCGCUGCCUCCCUGCCUAAGGGUGCCCCGCUGCUCGCCUGCGGCUCUCCGUUCGGAGCCUUCUGCCCAGACAUCUUCUUGAACAGUCUGAGCCGUGGUGUACUCAGCAACGCGGCCGGCCCUCUACUGCUCACAGAUGCCCGCUGCCUGCCGGGCACGGAGGGUGCCGGCGUCUUCUCAGCCCACGGUGCUCUGGUGGCACUCGUGGCAGCGCCGCUCUGCUGGCGGGCACGUGAGUGGGUGGGCUUGAGUCUGCUCUGCGCUGCCGAUGCUCUCCUCCGCACUGCCUCCCUAGCGCUCCGCCGCCUGGGCCUCCAAGCUGAGGCCAAAGAGCUAGCUGCGUUGCUGCCCCGCCAGGCUGGGGACACCACCACUGGGCCCCAGAGGGCCCUGGUGCUCCAGGAGCACGGUGCCGUGUGGCUUGCCGCCGUCCUGGUCGAGUGUGGGUCCGUGUGGGGCUCUGGAGUGGCGCUAGCUCCGCGCCUUGUGCUCACCUGCCGCCAUGUGGCCCCCCGCGAAGCUAAGAGAGUCCUGGUGCGGCCUGCUACCAAACUUUUGUGCACUUUGUUUGCCCCCAGGAGCCCUCCAGUCUGGGGGGAAGUUGUGUUUGCUACCCAGGAUACAUCUCCCUAUGAUGUGGCAGUGGUGAAACUCGAGGAGAGCCUCAAGGGGAUCCCAUUUCCAGUCCUGGCCAGCUACUUCCAUGAAGGUGAGGAUGUCUGCGUGGUUGGCUUCGGUGCCUUCGGCCAGGCCUGCGGCCCCUCUGUGACCUCGGGGAUCCUGUCUGCCGUGGUGGAGGUGAACGAGGCACCUGUGAUGCUGCAGACGACGUGUGCUGUGCACGGGGGCUCCAGUGGGGGGCCUCUCUUCACCAGCUCUGGGGAACUCCUUGGGAUCGUCACCAGCAACACCAGAGACAACAGCACGGGGGCCACCUAUCCUCACCUCAACUUCAGCAUCCCCAUGGCUGUGCUGCAGCCGGCCCUGAGCCGGUACCGGCGCACGGGGGAGCUGCUGCCCCUGCGGGAGCUGGACCGGCCUGGUGAGCAGGUCAGGGUGGUGUGGCGGCUGCAGAGGGUCCCGGCCCAGCCCCCCCGGAGCAAGCUCUGAUCACCAGAGAGAAUGUCGGACGUUAAUGAUGGUGAUCCAAGCCCAACCGGAUGGACACCAGCUGCUGCCCUGGCUCCCAGGCAGAGAUCACCUUGGGAAGCCGUCGGCCACAGACCCCGCCGACUUCUCUGGCUCUGAUCCUCCCUAAAAGCUGGUCCACCUUCGAAGGCAUCUCCUUUGACCUUUCUGCACUGCAUUUGUUCCUGACAAAUGGCCAUUCAGCCUAACUGGGAAUCCCAGGGGGCUGUGCUGGGGUGGGGAAGCUGGCUGGGAGGAAAAUAAGAAUAAAAACAAUCCCUGUUGGUAAA